AUUACGAAGCGUAAACACACUUGGAAACAAAAGGACACUACAAGUGAGAAGAUGUUAAAAGUCUUCCACCGAUCUUUGCAUUAAUAAAACAUUCGGAAACCGAGAACGCUUUUUCUUCUUUCUUCAUCCAAAAGUAGUACUCUGAGACCAUUGUACUCUCUAAAACCCUCUUAAUAACUCUCUCUCUCUCUCUCUCUCUCUCUCUCUCUCCUCUUUCUUCUUCCUUUUUCUGCUUCUGAGAUACUCUACUCUACUCUUCUCUACUCCCAUGGAGCUCUAAUGGGUGCCUACAAUUUCCAUUUUUAUCCUCUUUUCUUCUGAGAAUUUUUGCUCAAGAAUCAUGGAGGGGUCUUCUCUUGUGCGUUUCGUGUUUGUGCUCUGUUUGGUUUCGUCCUCUGUGCUAUGUCUGGAUGAUUCUGACAAUAACUCUACCGCUUCUUCUGCUGUAUACAUUGUUACGCUCAAGGACCCUCCAUGUGUUCAUUCCUCCGGCAGAGAAACGGACGGCUCCAAACACGGCCUUGCAUCUACUUCAUCUCAAAUUUACAGAACAUUGAACCGAAGCGCUUCUAUAAUUAGAGUUCACGAUUCAUUGUUGAGAAAUGUAUUGAGAAAGGAGAAUUACAUCAAGCUCUACAGCUACCACUAUCUCCUCAACGGGUUUUCUGCGGUUAUUACCCGAAAACAGGCUGAUAGACUCGCGGCUAGAAAGGAAGUGCACAAUGUGGUUCUGGAUUUUCCGGUUGAGAAAGCGACCACUCACACGCCGCAGUUCUUAGGUUUGCCACGCGGAGCCUGGCCCCGUGAAGGAGGCUCUGAAUAUGCAGGGGAAGGAGUCGUCAUAGGGUUUAUCGAUACUGGAAUUGAUCCCACUCAUCCUAGUUUCAGUGACCAAAUCUCAGGACGUUCAUAUCCGGUCCCUCCUCGGUUUACUGGUGUCUGCGAAGUCGCCACCGGUUUCCCUCCCGGUUCUUGCAACCGGAAGCUCGUUGGAGCACGCCAUUUCGCUGAGUCGGCUCUCAGCAGAGGAGUCUUGAAUUCAUCUCAGGACGAUGCUUCACCGUUUGAUGGUGAUGGCCAUGGCACUCACACAGCUUCCAUUGCAGCCGCGAAUCACGGUGUCCCGGUGGUAGUUUCCGGUCAUCACCUCGGAAAUGCUAGCGGGAUGGCUCCUCGUGCUCAUGUUGCUAUCUACAAGGCAUUGUAUAAGAGGUUUGGAGGUUUUGCAGCAGAUAUCAUUGCAGCCAUAGAUCAGGCUGCUCAAGAUGGAGUUGACAUUAUAAACCUAUCAAUCACACCAAACAGACGCCCUCCUGGUAUCGCCACGUUCCUCAACCCUAUUGAUAUGGCAUUGCUUUCAGCUGUGAAAGCAGGGAUCUUUGUAGUGCAAGCAGCUGGAAACACAGGACCAGCUCCUAAGAGCAUGUCUUCCUUCAGUCCAUGGAUCUUCACAGUAGGAGCUACAUCUCACGAUAGAGUUUAUACUAACUCGAUAGUCCUCGGAAACAAUCUCACUAUCUCUGGAGCUGGACUCGCAUCUGGUACAAGGACAAUGCACAAACUUGUUUUAGCUGCACAUGCACUCAGCAAUGGUACAACCGUUAUGGAUGCUAUAUAUGUUGGUGAAUGCCAAGAUUCGAGUAGCUUCGAUCAGAAGCUGGUGCAAGGGAAGAUCCUUGUCUGUAGUUAUACAGUCCGGUUCAUUCUCGGUGUCUCAACCAUCAAACAAGCCUUAGUCACAGCCAAGAACUUAACAGCAGCAGGGCUUGUCUUCUACAUGGAUCCUUCUGCCGCCGGUUUUCAGAUGAGUUCAACUCCGAUGGAUAUCCCGGGAAUUCUAAUCUCCUCUUCACAAGAUUCUCAGGCUUUACUUCGGUACUACAAUACUUCUCUGUCGAGGGACAAUGCCUCAGGCAAAAUCGUUAGCUCUGCUUCGGUUGCGAGAAUCGUUGGUGGCAUGAAGCCUACCUAUGGCAUUACAGCUCCAAAGGUGAUGUAUUUCUCUGCUAGAGGACCUGAUCCAGAAGACGACUCUUUCGAGAAUGCUGAUGUGAUGAAACCGAACUUAGUAGCUCCCGGGAACUCCAUAUGGGGCGCUUGGAGUCCUCUUGGCAUCGGUACAAAAGAUUUUCAAGGUGAGCGUUUCGCGAUGGAAUCAGGGACAAGCAUGUCUGCUCCACACGUAACGGGGAUUGCAGCACUCAUCAAGCAGAAGUUCCCUCAUUUCACACCUGCAGCCAUCGGAUCCGCGCUCUCGACGACGGCUUCUUUGUCAGACAGAAAAGGUGAGCGUAUAAUGGCUCAACGCACCGUCCUGAACCCUGACGUUAGCCAGACCCCUGCAACACCGUUCGAUAUGGGUAGCGGAUUCGUCAAUGCAACCGCAGCUCUUGACCCCGGUUUGAUUUUCGACAUAGGGUACAAUGAAUACAUGAAGUUUCUCUGCAGCAUCAACGGAUCAUCACCGGUCGUUCUCAACUACACCGGUGAAAGCUGCUCGGCGUACAACACCUCCCUUGCAGCCUCUGACCUGAACUUACCCUCAGUCACAAUAGCCAAGCUCGUUGGUACUAGAACCGUGCUAAGAUGGGUCACUAAUAUUGCAGCAACGGUCACAAACGAAACAUAUACAGUCGGGUGGACGGCACCGGACUCGGUCUCGGUUAAGGUCUCGCCUGCCAAGUUUACCAUCGGAAAGGGUCAGACACGGGUCUUGAGUCUUGUCUUUCGAGCGAUAAAGAAUGUUACGACCGCUAGUUUUGGGAGAAUUGGGCUGUUUGGAAACAGAGGUCACGUGGUUAACAUUCCGGUGACUGUCAUCUACAAGGUUGCUGUCUGAAACAAAACAUUGAGGGAGUUGAUAAAAGCUUUAGAGAGAGAUUGUUGUGUAGUUUUGAGAGCUUUAGAGAAAUGUGUAGUUUGUAAAUGUGUUUUGGAGUGGUUUUGUGAUGAUGAUCUUUGUUGAUUGAAUUAAUCUAAUCCAAUCUUUGAUUUUUGACAAUGAUAAUGACGUUGAUGGUGAUGAUGAUGAUGAUGAUGUUAACUUGGUUUCA
Thlaspi arvense is the source of this 3053-nucleotide messenger RNA. The record is from the annotation of a GenBank genome assembly. Lineage: Eukaryota; Viridiplantae; Streptophyta; Magnoliopsida; Brassicales; Brassicaceae.